Messenger RNA from Penicillium bovifimosum, 561 nucleotides. RefSeq lists its product as uncharacterized. NCBI's taxonomy places the organism in Eukaryota, Fungi, Ascomycota, Eurotiomycetes, Eurotiales, Aspergillaceae. The record is from RefSeq and is a predicted model, not a curated record. The transcript has a single exon. Bases 1 to 561 code for a protein of 186 amino acids.
AUGAACGCUAGCACUACGCAACGAGCCCCAAAGACCCCCAAACCAACCGCCUCCGUGCCAAUUGUCCAAAAUAAACGCUGGCCCCCAAUGGCAAACCGGAACGCCCUCCCCUACAAGCUCACACACCUCUCAAAAGAGAAACUGGCGCGUGAAGCCACUGCUCCCGACCCCGACCUCCGCCGCUGUGUGGCUCACUUCCGCCUCCACUGCGGUUCUGUCUCAUGGACCGAAAAUGAUAUGAAGUCUCGCAUCAGCUCCUUCGACUUCGAGGACACCGACGAGGAAGAUGAGAUGGACGAGAUGAAGAACACCGAACUGCCUGGCCUCAGAAGAAACACAGCACCAGCCAACGAGGCUCCCAUUGAAGUCACCCAAAUAUCCUGCAAACCAGAACCAGAGCCCGCCGCUGUUGCAGCGCCCGCGGCGCCCCCGGCACCAACACCGUCCCCUGAGAAUUCAUCCGAGCAUGGUUUUUUGGAAAAGGGUCGGAAUUGUCUCGAGGCGACCUCUAAACACCUCUGGACAGGAGGUACUUGCAUAGUUUCUCCCAUGGCGGGUUGA